UGACGUAAGGAGUUGUUGACAUUUGUCCACUUAGUGGUAAUCCCUCGAAACAGCAGAUGCUAGAUAGAAUGCUCAACCCAGGGAGAAGAGCUUCGUAGUUACGUAUAUCUUCACUGUCCGAUAGUCCUACAAAAAAGAAUUCAUUUCAGAUGGUCCAUUGCAUUUGCACUCUCGGCUUAAACUACAACCACUGUACAAUGCCUUUCUGAAAACAAACAAAAAAUGAGGAAACAAAGCUACAGACACUGCAGUCCUAUGGAUAAUCAUUGCGAUAUACGCAGACGUGAGUGACGUAAACAAAACUGGGGAAAGUGAGUGAAAUUUAAUCACAUGAUGUGUCAUGUGACUGAAUUUCUUUUUGCAAACUUUGCUAAUCUGUACUGUGACGUGUACCACAUUUACCCCUACCGUCCUAGAAAAAUUAUCAACCCGUGCAAAGAGCAUCUUUUUCAUUGACAAAGAUUUAUAACAAAGGGAAGUAAUUGUGACGAAAGCAACUCAAUGUUCGUGACGCAAUCUCAUCCGAAAUAUUAAAAUGGAGAUUACGGGGGACCUUGUGAAAAAUCUAACAGACCCGAGUGUUGUUUCAAUUUGUAAACAGUUACUACUGGAAACCGAACCUGACGAUGGGAAAACUUAUUGCCCAAAGGUGUUUGAUCACGUGACCUGCUGGAACUACACCUUGGCCAAUACCACGGCGGUAGGAGGUUGUCCCCUGUCGCACCCCCAGGGAAUGAUAUUCUCACAACAGGGUCAUUCCUAUCGUCAAUGUCAGUCGGACGGUACCUGGUUUGUCAAUCCUUACACCAAUACGUCCUGGACCAAUUACAUCAGCUGUGUGGACCUGACUGAGUAUGAGAAUCUACAAAACAUCAACUAUCUAUACGAGAGCGGUUACCUGGUUUCCUUUGUCUUGCUGUGCCUUGCCUUUAUAAUUUUUACCUGCUUCAGACAGCUCCACUGUACUCGGGUGACGAUCCACAAGAACCUGUUCCUGUCCUACAUACUGUACGGAAUGACGUGGCUCCUCUUCAACCACCUGGUUACAUUGGAGGUGGCCUUGGAUUCCCCGAUAUGGUGCAUUUUGCUGUGGAUUCUGAAGGAAUACUUUAAUAUCUGUAACUACUCAUGGCUGUUCGUGGAGGGGUUCUAUCUGCAUUCAAUCAUUGUGUUGACUUUUACAAACCAGAAGAAACUCCUGUUGGUGUCUCUAUGCAUUGGAUGGGUGCUUCCGAUGUUCCCCAUUUCAAUAUAUGCAAUAAUGAACGCCGAAACACAGGACCAUGUAGGACGGCUAAAUUGCUGGGCGGGGGAUGUUCGCCAUAACAAAUUGUUAUGGAUAAUCCACGGGACCUGCAUAGCAUCCCUGUGUGUAAAUUUUAUCAUCCUUCUAAAUGUGAUGAGAAUAAUUGUGGUAAAGAUUCGCGCAGUCAACUGUGGAGAAACUACCCAGCUGAAGAAAACCCUGCGGGCCUGCCUGAUUCUGGUGCCAUUGUUAGGGGUCCAGAAGGUGCUGUUUCCCUACCGACAGAACCACAUCGCCUAUCGCAUCAUUGUCGCCAUUGUCAACUCUUAUCAGGGAGCCUGUGUCGCCUUGUUGCUGUGUUACUGUAAUAGAGAGGUAAUAAAAUGUUUCAAGAAGAAAAUCAGCCAAAUGAAAUACAUGAACGAUGGGCGGCGAUCCAGUCUGAUAACCAUUGGAACCUCCAUCAGCGGGUUUCUCCGUAGGGGAAGUAGACAGGUCAAUGUAUACACCAGGCGAACUUCCAUGUCACGUGACAGGAAGACGUCAGAACAAAUGACGGAAAACGGCACGCAAACGCAGAAGGAAGUUGGUCAGCCGCUUCUGUCAAAGAGUGAAAAGAGAGACUCCCAAAAAGGGGAGAUUGAAAAUCUUUUUUCCGGAGCUGAGGAACAUUCUAUGACGACAUUUACAGGGGCUAGGCGAGAGAGUAUCCGAAGUUCAGAUUCAAACAAGACACGAUGUAACCUGCCGAUCAUAUCCGAAGUGUAACAUGGGCAAAUGUGAUGACAAUUGUUAUAUAAUAAUUUUCCGUUACUUUUGUAUAUAGUUUUGUUUAUAUUUGAUCUCAGAAUGAAUAAUUAACUUGUAUAAGAUUUAUAUAAAGGUAGGUUAUAUGCAAUACUCCGUGUAUAAUUUUUAUAUUAUAAAUUCGACCCUAUAAAAUAUGACGUGCUUUUUCCGGCAGAUGUGAAUCAAACCAAUUAUACAUGCAUGAAUGAGAGUACAGUUAAAUAUGAGAUAAUAAAAUUAUAUCAUAAUGUUGACAUAUCAGUUAGUCUAUUGGUAGCAUGUAUGCUUUGGUUUCAAUGAUACGUGUAACUUAGCUAUAAUCAUGAAACAAUGAGAAUUGUUUAUCAAAGAGUUUAUUUCUGGGAAAAACAAAAUACGGGUAUUGGGAGACGCGACCUAUGCAAAUAGUUAAUUAAUGGUGUUUGCGGACUACAUGUAAUCCACCUGUACAUAAAAUCUGAUAUAAUAAUGUAUAAUACGAAUUGAUAUAA
This is a messenger RNA of Magallana angulata, 2526 nucleotides long. RefSeq names its product calcitonin receptor-like. Gene Ontology annotation, cellular component: plasma membrane. The transcript has 13 exons. Bases 536 to 2014 code for a protein of 492 amino acids. Gene Ontology annotation, biological process: cell surface receptor signaling pathway; adenylate cyclase-modulating G protein-coupled receptor signaling pathway. Gene Ontology annotation, molecular function: G protein-coupled peptide receptor activity. The record is from RefSeq and is a predicted model, not a curated record. Lineage: Eukaryota; Metazoa; Mollusca; Bivalvia; Ostreida; Ostreidae.